AUGUCUCUUCACCAGCUCUCCUUGACGCAUUUCUGCGAAGUGCAUGGUCCCACUUCGAUCAUCUGUUCGCAGGUUCUACCUUUCCCAUGUUCUCAAUGUUAUCCCGAUACCUCUGAAUUCUCUUCCGAUGAUACCCCUGCGACUUCCCACGAUACCCAAUCCUCCCAUGGCGUACUACGCGAUCGCGCCGGCAGCGCCGGAGACCCUCUAUCUCCCAAACGUCCAGACGCAGUCACCGGAGCAUCAGACAAAUCUCCGAAGAUCGAAGAUUCCCCAUAUUUUCUCAAGGGACAGCCUAACUCAGCCGAAUCUCUGAAAUUGAAUCGCCUGGGAGGCGCUGAUGGUGACACGUGCGCUAGUUGUAGCUUGACAUUACCCGAGGAUGUGAGCAAACAGCUUCCUCCGGGUGCGCCAGGAACAGCAAGUCGCGACGGCAAAGGAAGGAACGGCAGCCCGGUGUUGCGUUCGCGAGAAGUGGUGUACUCUUGUGGCACCAGCCAUUCCGAUGCCGACGACAGUAUUCACGAUUCUCACACCCAUGCCUCCCUCCCCGACUCUGUUCACUCAUCCUCCAUUGCCUCCGAUGCAUCUUGCCACACCCACAUUCUUACCUAUUUAUCGCUUCGGGGACCUCCGAAUCCCGCGGACUACGCCCUUCUGCGACGCUCGUCCAUUCGUACCCUUAGCUGCGAGCUCCUUCCUCGAGGCCUCUCCUCCGGACCGUUGUGCUUCGGUGAUGCGACUGCGGGCUAUACCAUCGCAUACAUCUUCCGCUUGCCGGAUCCCAUGGCUCGCGGAAAGCGGCGCAGCUAUGCCCUUGUCGCACUGGCUGGAAAAGAUGCCAGAAAAGCCUUCCGCGCGUGUCCGGUGAUUUGGCGCGCCUUUGGAAGAAUUGCCACGGGGAUUGUCAGUUCGGCCGAGAAAUAUCAGGAAGAAACGAAGCGUCUGGAGGAGCAGAACGUUGGCACCAAGGGAGCCAACAAUCGGCCAUAUACCCCGGUCUCAUCCUUUCUCACAGGCCGCAUGCUGGACCCCGAUGGUCAACCUCGUCGACUGGGCCAGAUUCGAGCACGUAAUCUAUCGGAGAUCGUGGGCAAUCAAUACAUCUUUGCCGAAAUCCACGCGCACUUCGUAGCCCUUCUACAGCAGCUGGGCACAAUGUUCGGGUCCGCACCGAUCUCCGAAGAACGCUUUGUCUGCAGCACACUGGGCGAUGAUGUUGAAAUGAAAUCGCGCCGCGGUACACUGGUCGAAGGCGCAAAGGACUCGACGGGCAGUAAUCAGUCACAAAGUGACUUUGGGAUGGCCGGGCUGGACCUGUCUUCAUCUGGCCCCAAGCCGAUUCCCAUUGCGCCUCGUCGUACAGUCAUUGCCUAA
Molecule: messenger RNA, 1377 nt
Organism: Aspergillus clavatus NRRL 1
Lineage: Eukaryota; Fungi; Ascomycota; Eurotiomycetes; Eurotiales; Aspergillaceae
Product: folliculin domain-containing protein
Exons: 1
Coding region: 1-1377 (458 amino acids)
Biological process (GO): positive regulation of GTPase activity; positive regulation of TORC1 signaling
Cellular component (GO): cytosol
Molecular function (GO): GTPase activator activity
Source: RefSeq, a predicted model, not a curated record